Molecule: messenger RNA, 1530 nt
Organism: Saccharomyces kudriavzevii IFO 1802
Lineage: Eukaryota; Fungi; Ascomycota; Saccharomycetes; Saccharomycetales; Saccharomycetaceae
Product: bifunctional fructose-2,6-bisphosphate 2-phosphatase/6-phosphofructo-2-kinase
Exons: 1
Coding region: 1-1530 (509 amino acids)
Biological process (GO): fructose metabolic process; fructose 2,6-bisphosphate metabolic process
Cellular component (GO): cytosol
Molecular function (GO): 6-phosphofructo-2-kinase activity; ATP binding; fructose-2,6-bisphosphate 2-phosphatase activity
Source: RefSeq, a predicted model, not a curated record
AUGCCAAGUGUGCUCUCUGAUGAUGAAGAGCUUCUCAAUGGACUGGGAAGUGAGAUGAUGAAGCCCUUGAAACAAGGUAAUUACAUGGCGAGGACCGUUAAAAGGUGGGUAAGUAACAAAUCUACUAUUGCCACAGAACCCACAAAUGUCAAUGUUGAUGGAGUUCAUGGACCGGUAAAUGCCGAAAGUUAUAUCUCCCCUGGACAGCUUUAUUCCACCGACUCAGGCAAUUUAUUCCAUGCUGGAAGAAUUCUCGUCGUUCUAGUGGGCCUUCCAGCAACAUCGAAGACCCUAUUAUCAGUAGCGAUUACAAGAUAUACUAGAUGGUUGGGGGUCAGGACAAAGUCAUUCCAUUUUUCAGAAUAUAAAAAAACUGCUACCGACAUACCUUCCGAUUAUUUCUGCGUAGUUCCAAAAUCAAAAGAAGGGGUGGCGUUUGUUGAAAAGCUCCGCAGAAAGAUGGUCAAUGAUAUACUUUCGUUUUUCAAUGACACGUCUGGUCAGUUAGCUAUUUAUGAUGCCUUGAAUAUUCGUAAGAUUGAUAGAAAAAAUCUGGAAGCAGCCUUUUCUGAAAUUGGUGUUAAAGUGCUUUUCAUCGAAUCGAUCGUAUCUGAUCAAGAGAUCAUGAACAGAAACAUAGCUCUCGUGUUACAGUCAAGCGAUUACAAGGGACUUUCAACGAAUGAGGCCAUUGACGAAUAUAUGAGACGUUUAUCAGUUAACGAACCAUAUUAUGAAAUGAUGACGCAUGACGAAGAAUUGUCGUACAUUAAAUAUAUAAAUCUGGGAAAGCAGAUAAUUGUGAAGGAUAACAUACACGGUUACUUAGUCAACAAGAUUGUUUUCUUCUUAAUGAAUCUGAGACAGAAAAAAGGCUGUGUUUAUUUUGCCCGCUGUGGUACAAGCGACAAAGAUCGCUACAUCCAUGAUGAAGAACUGAAUGAAGAGGGGAUUCAUUAUUCCAAAGUGCUCAAAGAUUUUGUGCUCAAAAGAAUUAAGCAGAAGAGACUAGCAAAAAAGAACUCCGAUUCUUUGGUUGAAGUAAUCGAUGGAAGCUAUGAGGAAGAUUUGAAGACAUCUUUAAUAGUCUGGACUGGUCCCAGGAAAAGAACUCACGAUACUGGUCUUUUUUUCUCAAGGGAAGGUAUCAAAGUUCAGCAGCGAUCUGAAUUGAAACAGUUAAAUCCAGGAAGCAUUGCCGAUCUCACGAACGAACAAAUAAUGAAGAAAUUCCCUUCAGAAUAUAAAGAAUCUCUGAAAGAUCCAUAUCAUUUCAGAUUUCCCAGAGCGGAAUCAUACCACGACUUGGCUGUUCGUAUGGAACCUUUACUGUUAGAAAUGGAACACACGAGCAAAGACAUUCUCAUCAUUGCCCAUGAGUCAACCUUAAGAGUUCUGUAUGGGUAUUUGAUGGCUUGUACUUGCGUAGAACUACCAAAUCUAGACUUCACAAGAGACAAGUUGGUUGAAAUUUCGUUCAGCCCCUUUUGCAACAAGGUCGAAUUAUUGGGCAUCCCUUUAACUAGCUGA